CCAAAUAUGGCCACCGCGGGGCGUGGGACUCACGCCCAUACAUUCACGGAAACUUCUGCCUAACGGCGAGGACGAGCUGGGAGACCAGAACCCACCAAGAGAUUGACACGUUCCAACAGAGGGAAAGAGCCUGACAGGACCCCAGCACAGGACCCAGCUGAAAGUCGUCUUGCGGUCCUAGACUCACAUAGACCUGACUGACCCACCAUGCCGGUGACCUGGUUCCCAACAUCCCAGCUGCUGUGGGUGCGCAUCGCUGCGGUGCUGUUCACCUGCACCGCUUUCAGUCUUGUAGCACAUAAAGGCAGUCUGCCCCACGGAGGUAUGGCGGACUGGUGCAUCUUCAGCUGGGCUUUCAGCUUCGCCUGUACCCUGCUGGUCCUGCUGGUGGAGCAGUGCAGCCUCCAGUCCCGAAUCCCUGUCUCCUGGUCCAACUUCCCCAUCACAGUCGCCUGCUACGCCUCCCUCCUCUGCCUCUCGGCUUCUAUCAUUUUCCCUGUGUUUUUUCUCAGGGGCCAGUAUCUCACCCAGGAAAUCAGCGAUCAUCGCAUCGCGUCCACGGUCUUCUCCUGCCUGGCAACAGUUGCCUACAUGGUGGAGGUGAGCUUGUCCAAGGCCAGGCCAGGAGAAGUGGCGGGUUACAUGAAAACUGCUCCAGGUCUGAUGAAGGUGUGCCAAACCUUUGUGGCCUGCAUUAUCUUCAUGCUGGUCAGCGACCCCGUGUCCUUUGACCACCACCCGGCCCUGAAGUGGUGCAUGGCAGUGUACUGCAUCUGCUUCAUCCUCUCCAUGGCCGUGGUGGUGCUGUGCGUGGGAGAGUGCACUGGCUGCCUCCCCGUACCCUUCUCCAAGUUCCUGUCGGCCUACGGACUCUUGGCCGUCAUCAUGUACCUGACGGCCACCAUCCUCUGGCCCAUUUUCCAAUUCGACAAGAAGUACAGCAGGUGGGGAGACCAGACAAAACUGAUCGCCGUGGCCAUCCUCACUGGUCUCAACUUCCUGCUGUACCUUGCCGAUCUGGCCUACAGCGCCAGGCUGGUGUUUGUCAGCACCUGAGCAGAUCGGAGACAAAGGACACAUGGGAGAAGUCGGGGGGACUGAUGGUGAAUUCAUGACAGAAGGCACAUAAGUCCUCUAAAUGUUAGAUUGUUCUAAGUCCCAAAAACGUGUUUGUUUGCAUAAUCACAUUGCUGCCUUCCAGUAUUUUCUGAUGCAUUUCUAUCGUGUCUGAAGCAAGUAUCACACAAACAUGAAACAUUUAGUGUGUUUUUGUUCCACUGUGAAACCAAAAGGAAAAAAAAAAGGGUCAACGCACUGGAACACAAAGGAAUACCAACAGCGUUUGGACGCUUAUCAUAACCAUGCAGUGUUCAUCUGUUAUACUUGUUACUGCCUUUUAUAUUUAAAUGUUUGUGACUUUAUGUUUGCUGAUCAAAAUAAAGUAACGUGACGGAAA
Poeciliopsis prolifica (blackstripe livebearer) is the source of this 1456-nucleotide messenger RNA. Its product is annotated as myeloid-associated differentiation marker homolog. Lineage: Eukaryota; Metazoa; Chordata; Actinopteri; Cyprinodontiformes; Poeciliidae. The transcript has 2 exons. Bases 208 to 1056 code for a protein of 282 amino acids. The record is from RefSeq and is a predicted model, not a curated record. Gene Ontology annotation, cellular component: membrane.